UUGCAAUUUACUGAUAAACGAUUUCAGCCUGUUCAUGAUUUAACCAUUGGUGUUGAAUUUGGAGCCAGAAUGAUCACCAUUGAAAACAAGCCAAUCAAGCUUCAAAUAUGGGACACGGCGGGCCAAGAGUCAUUCAGAUCCAUUACAAGGUCUUACUACCGAGGAGCUGCGGGUGCACUUCUAGUUUACGAUAUUACUAGGAGGGAGACUUUCAAUCACUUGGCUAGCUGGUUGGAGGAAGCAAGGCAGCAUGCAAAUGCAAACAUGACAGUUAUGCUUAUUGGUAACAAGUGUGACUUGGCUCAUAGAAGGGCUGUGAGCACAGAGGAAGGUGAGCGGUUUGCCAAGGAACAUGGACUGAUAUUCAUGGAGGCCUCAGCGAAAACGUUUCAAAAUGUUGAAGAGGCAUUUAUAAGCACAGCUGCGAAAAUCUACAAGAAAAUUCAGGAUGGAGUUAUUGACAUAUCUAAUGAGUCUUAUGGCAUAAAACUUGGACAUGAAACCCACGCAGCCUCAUCUGUAGGUAGAGAUGGUAAAGCUUCUCAGACAGGCGUCUGCUGCAGCUGAAAAUUUGGAUUUGUUUUGGCCAAAAUAAUAAAAUAACCUUGAACUUUAUAACUUAGAUAAUCCUUUCUUCUUUAAUUUACUUAAAU
Durio zibethinus is the source of this 653-nucleotide messenger RNA. Its product is annotated as ras-related protein RABB1c-like. Gene Ontology annotation, molecular function: GTPase activity; GTP binding. NCBI's taxonomy places the organism in Eukaryota, Viridiplantae, Streptophyta, Magnoliopsida, Malvales, Malvaceae. The record is from RefSeq and is a predicted model, not a curated record.